AGAGAGAAAGAGAAAGAGAGAGAGAGAGACGCAACAUCUCCAAACAACUUUCCAGCGCGAGGAAGACGCACCGCGGCCUGAAGCUCCUUCUGUCCACUGGAGAUUUUCUUUCUUUCUUUUCUUUUUUUUUUAGAAGUUAGAGCCUCUCCGCCGGUGUUGACUGGCUGUUGCUAAAGGCUUCGACCGCAUUUAGAUUUUGGGAGACAUCCGAUCUGUGGACAGAAAGGAGUCCAAGUGAGCGGCUCGGUGUGCGCACUGACUCGGCGCUCAGCUCUGCCUUACCCUCCACAGCCCGCUGGUCCCGGGGUUUUAGGCUCAAAAAGACUCUAUUUUUAAAAAAAGAAACUUAAGCUGUGAGAUGACCCUGUCUGGAGGCAGCGAAAGAGCCAGCGACAUGUCCGGCCAAACUGUGCUCACGGCGGAGGACGUGGACAUCGACGUGGUGGGAGAAGGAGACGAGGAGGGCAUGGAGAGGAUGGACAGCGACUGCGACAGUCCCGGUGUGGACAUCCUGCACGACCUCCGCGGGGACGCAGGAGAUGAUGAGGUGGAGGAUGAGAUCGAGGUGGAGAAGGAGGAGGAGGAGGAGAUGAGGUCCGGUGGCAGUCCGUGCUGCGAGAGCUCCGGCGAGGGCGAGAAUGGCACCGGCAAAGGAGAGGGUCACGACGGGAGCGCAGCGUCAGGGGGUUCGAUCCAAAAGUCCAAAAACAGCCUGGUGAAACCGCCCUACUCCUACAUCGCCCUCAUCACCAUGGCCAUCCUCCAGAGCCCGCAGAAGAAGCUCACACUCAGCGGCAUCUGUGAGUUCAUCAGCAGCCGGUUCCAGUACUACAGGGAGAAGUUCCCCGCCUGGCAGAACUCCAUCAGACACAACCUGUCCCUCAACGACUGCUUCGUGAAAAUCCCACGGGAGCCAGGCAACCCCGGCAAGGGCAACUACUGGACCCUGGACCCGGCGUCAGAGGACAUGUUCGACAACGGCAGCUUCCUCCGGCGGAGGAAAAGGUUCAAGCGGGUCCAGCCGGACAUGCUCAGGGACCAGACCGCGCUCAUGAUGCAGAGUUUCGGGGCGUACGGCCUCGGGGGCCCAUACGGGAGGCACUACGGGAUCCACCCGGCUGCGUACUCUCACCCGGCGUCUUUGCAGUACCCUUACAUCCCCCCCGUGGGUCCUAUGUUGCCCCCGGGCGUCCCGCUUCUGCCCUCGGCGGAGCUAAACCGCAAGGCGUUCAACUCCCAGCUCAGCCCGAGCCUUCAGCUGCAGCUCAACAGCCUGAGCACGGCGUCCAUGAUCAAAUCAGAGCCGUCCAACAGACCGUCCUUCAGCAUAGAGAACAUCAUCGGGGUGUCCAGCGCCUCCUCGUCCUCGGCGGGCGCCGCCUUCCUGCGGCCUCCCGUCACUGUACAGUCGGCCCUGCUGAGCGCACAGUCCCUGGGUCUGACCCGGACCUCAGCCGCUGCCAUCGCUCCAAUCCUCAGUGUUCCGUCAAAUAUUAUCUCCGGACACGUUUUACCGUCAGCGGCGGCGGCGGCGGCAGCAGCGGCGGCGGCGGCAGCGGUGUCCAAAUGGCCGUCACAGUGACUUUUUUUUAAAAAAAACGAAAAAAAAAA
Molecule: messenger RNA, 1611 nt
Organism: Cynoglossus semilaevis (tongue sole)
Lineage: Eukaryota; Metazoa; Chordata; Actinopteri; Pleuronectiformes; Cynoglossidae
Gene: foxd3
Product: forkhead box D3
Exons: 2
Coding region: 359-1582 (407 amino acids)
Biological process (GO): cell differentiation; regulation of transcription by RNA polymerase II; anatomical structure morphogenesis
Molecular function (GO): DNA-binding transcription factor activity, RNA polymerase II-specific; RNA polymerase II cis-regulatory region sequence-specific DNA binding
Source: RefSeq, a predicted model, not a curated record